AUGGCACCACCGCAGCAAUGGCCAGACCCUGAUACAGUUCUCUACUUGACGGCAAAUGAGCUGUGCUGUGACGUGGCACCACCUGAAGAUGCGGACAUGGACAUGCCUCAGGUGACGACGCCGCCGCCGACGAUUCCUCUGUCUAUCCAGCUCAUCACGGUUCCCACACACCCAGUCGUGAACAGUUACGGUCUGUUUGCCGCUGGAGUCAUCCCCCCAAACACUCUCGUGUGCAAUUACAUUGGACGGGUCCAUCUACAAACGACAUAUCCUGACUCGGACUACGCCGUGACGUACUUCGGAUCGUAUGCUAUCGACGCCACCUUGGCUGGAAAUGAAGCCAGGUUUAUCAAUGACUACCGCAACAUUGGCAGUCGCCCCAACGUUGCAUUCGACACGUAUAAAGAUUGCUAUGGUGGCAUCCAAGUCGGCGUGUGGACCUUGAACAUGCCAAUUGCAAGGGGAGAAGAAAUUUUGGGCAAUUACGGCCGCGCCUUUUGGCGGGCCAGGGGAAUGCGAGGGGUACUCGGGCCCGACUGGGACGAUGCGUGGGAUUGACAGAACCAACUAACGUUACUAAGUUAGUCAACUUGGAUGUUAUAUUUGAG
Messenger RNA from Aphanomyces astaci, 608 nucleotides. RefSeq lists its product as hypothetical. Bases 1 to 558 code for a protein of 185 amino acids. The record is from RefSeq and is a predicted model, not a curated record. Gene Ontology annotation, molecular function: protein binding. The transcript has a single exon. NCBI's taxonomy places the organism in Eukaryota, Oomycota, Saprolegniomycetes, Saprolegniales, Verrucalvaceae.